Molecule: messenger RNA, 2190 nt
Organism: Bipolaris oryzae ATCC 44560
Lineage: Eukaryota; Fungi; Ascomycota; Dothideomycetes; Pleosporales; Pleosporaceae
Product: carbohydrate-binding module family 50 protein
Exons: 10
Coding region: 1-2190 (729 amino acids)
Source: RefSeq, a predicted model, not a curated record
AUGUUUCUCUCUAUUCUUACUGUGGUACUUCUGACCGCAUGUCAGACAUUCGCUCAAACAUACCAACUACAUCCUGCAAUCGGAUCUGGCUUAACCAACGCAUCGUCUGAAUGUACCACCGCAUUCAGCACAAACGUUACCUGCCACAACCUCAUAGGACAGCUCUAUGCAGAUCCAUUUUUCACAGCUAGUGAUGACACGGCGCUCAAUAAGCUCUGCCAGGCCAAAUGUCUUACUUCCUUGACCAAGCUUCGCGACGACGUGAAAAGUGCUUGCGUUGGUGCUCAGUACUAUGAUGAGUACGAGGAUACUUACUGGGUACCAACAUAUCCAGAUGAAUUCAUCUUGUAUGCGUACAACAUGGCUUGUUUGAAGCGGAGCACCGGGCAGUUCUGCAACACAUACCUCAAAGGCCUCACCACGGACACAGAAUGUGAUGAAUGCAUCAUCAGGUCGUUCCAGAUGCAGGUCAACUCCCCGUUCGCGGUAGAUCCAGGAAUGCGAGACAAUUAUGCAUCGUUGACCAAGUCAUGUCAAGCGACUGGAUAUCCUACUAGCAUCGCUACGUCCUUGUUGAUUAGUUCUUCGCUCCCGACCGCCACAUGCAGCGGCACUACGUACACUAUCAAGCCAACCGAUACUUUCAAGUCUGUACCUCUAGCACAAUCAGUGUCCACUGAGCAACUGCUCAACUCGAAUGGUCUACCUUACAAUGCCACUAUUUUCCCAAAGUCGGGCGAACUAUGCAUCUCCAACAAGUGCAAAACUUACGUCUUGGCCGAGGGUGAUACGUGCGACUCGAUAGCGAAGAAGGCUAGUAUCUCGCCCGUUCAGUUCAAAGCCUGGAAUGCAAACGUCAACCAACUCUGCAGUAACUUGGGACGUUUCAUUGGCGAUACCUUUUGCAUCAGUAACCCUUACGGAGACUUUUCGAUACCUGAUCAACCGAUCGUAACUGCUGUCCCGACGCCUGUACCUGCUCCAUCAGACAUUGCGCCGAAUGUCACAUCGCGAUGUGGUCAAUUUUACAGAGUCGGUGCAGGCGACGAUUGCUCGACGGUGACAUUGAAGUUCAACAUAUUACUCAAAGACUUCUACUUUCUCAAUCCCUUCAUCGAUGUCAGCUGUUCUAACCUCUGGCUUAAUGCGUCGUACUGCGUACAACCGGUCGGCGAAAUAACCACAUACCCUGGAUACGGCGGCUCGACAACGGUCACGCUGCCGCCAUUCACGGCAGGUCCAAAGACGUCGUUGUCGCCCAAUCCAGACCCAGUCGCUCCUCCGGAGCAAACAAUCAUUCCAAUGGCGAACGAUACUCGCGUAGAUUGUUAUACCUACAUGUGGCUCAACGACACUUCGACGGAGUCAACAGAUUGCUGGAGUAUCGCAGCUGCUAUCGGCAUUGAACGCGAGGAAUUUGCGCUCUGGAACCCCUCGCUCGAUCAAAACCCAGUCAAUGCUGACAAUGUGACCUACGACUAUCCUUGCUCGGCCCAAGUCAGUGUGUCGUAUUGUGUUGGAAUCGCACGUCCAACUCCGGUUUGGGACGAAAAACCUGUCGCAAUCAAACCACCAACUCCUCGAGCGUCCGGCGAGAUAGAAGGAUGUAUAUACUGGCAAGAAGUCUUUGAAGGAGACACUUGCGCAGCAUAUCUACCCAGCUCGCUGAGUGUAGCUGACUUCUUCAAAAUGAACCCCACGGUGGGAAAAGAUUGUACCGGUCUCAACGUGGGCACUAAGUAUUGCCUUUCUACGCUAGAGAUUGGCAUAUUCGCUGAAUCCGAGGGUGACGCUUCUCCAAGUCCGACUUCAACAAAAGUACCUAUCGGUAGCGGUACGCCGACGCCGAUCCAAGAUGGCAUGGCCGCCGGCUGCACCAAAUUCUACAAGGUGAUUUCAGGAGACGGCUGCUGGGCCAUUUCCAACGCAAACUCCAUUGCACUAACGGACUUCUACGCCUGGAACCCCGCAGUAGGGUCCGACUGCCAAACCUUGCAGCCAGAUUACUACGUAUGUGUGGGACGUGCCCCGGUCACAACAUCAGCGCCGGCGACCAAGACAACAUCCACGGGAUUGCCGCUGCGGGCAUACCUUCCAACUGCAACAAGUGGGUGUUGCAGAAAGCUGGCAUUUAUUGUUACGACAUGGCGGCUGCGGCAGGCAUCUCGUUGGAUCGUCUCUACCAGCUGA